Molecule: messenger RNA, 3393 nt
Organism: Physeter macrocephalus (sperm whale)
Lineage: Eukaryota; Metazoa; Chordata; Mammalia; Artiodactyla; Physeteridae
Gene: SFT2D3
Product: SFT2 domain containing 3
Exons: 1
Coding region: 1-657 (218 amino acids)
Biological process (GO): vesicle-mediated transport
Cellular component (GO): membrane
Source: RefSeq, a predicted model, not a curated record
AUGGCGGACCUCCACCGCCAACUGCAGGAGUAUCUGGCGCAGGGGAAAGCGGGCGGGCCGGGAGCCGCCGAACCGCUGCUCGACGCGGGAGAGGCGGAAGAGCCCACGGCCGGGGCCGGGCCGGCGGGGGCGUGGCUCGGCCGCGCGGGCCUGCGCUGGACGUGGGCGCGGAGCUCCGCGGAGCCGACGACGGCGGCGGGACCGACGUGCAUGCCGAGCGUGACGCGCGCUCAGCGGCUGGCGGCGAGCGGCGUGUGCCUGCUGCUGGCCGCGCUCUGCUUCGGCCUGGCCGCACUCUACGCUCCCGUAUUGCUGCUGCGAGCCCGCAAGUUCGCGCUGCUGUGGUCGCUGGGCUCGGCGCUGGCGCUAGCGGGCGGCACGCUCCUGCGAGGCGGUGCGGCGUGCGGACGCCUGCUGCGCGGCGAGGAGGCGCCGUCGCGGUCCGCGCUGCUCUACGUGGCCGCGCUGGGCUCUACGCUGUACGCGGCGCUGGGUCUACGCAGCACGUGGCUCACGGCGUUGGGCGCCUGCGCGCAGGUGGCCGCGCUGCUCGCCGUGCUCUUGGGCCUGCUCCCCCGCGGCGCGGGCACCGCGCUGCGCAUGGCGCUCGGGCGCCUGGGCCCGGGAGCCACCCUCGCCAAGGCGCUCCCCGUGUGAGACGCCUGGGGCCCGCGCCGUCGGAAAGGACACAGAGUCCGGCCCCGGGACGCGCCGUCGGGAGACCACACGCAGCCGGCCCAGGGGCCCAGCGCUCGCCAUGCCAAGGACUGCGCCCGCCGUUCCCAGAGCGCGCGGGGCAAAGGCUGCUCCUUUACUGUGCCAGCGAAAUCUUUAAACUGAGCAGCUGUUGUAAAACUGAGACAUGAGCUGUUUCGGAAGUUCCUCAAGUUCAGCGUUUUGUGCUAUACUUGGCAGCAAGUGCUAUUAAGAACUAAAUUUUGUCCUUGAGUUGGUGACAUACUGUGAAGCAUUUAUGAUAAAUUGCUUUUGCGUUAACCGUGGUCUUAGAUUACAUUCAGUUGAAAAAGAAAAAGAACACUGGCUCUUCCGUUUUAAUUAACUGCCCUUAUUACUUUUCUCAGACAUCUGUUCCACGUUUUGUCACUUUAAAAAAUCCAGUGGUAGACUGUAGUAGCUUAGCUACAGUAAACUUGUUCUCUUCGGCUCUUGGAAAUUAUUUUUCCGUAUUCAAUGUGAGUGGAUCCAUAAGAGUUAUCAAAAUAAAUACUGAUUUUAGCCACCGGAAUUUUUAAAAGUACUUUAGUUAAGACGGUUUAUCUCAGUUUUUUCUACUUUUAGUGGAGUUGUAAACAUGGUGCCUUAUAAAAUUAAAGGAAAAUUGAUUCUGUAUUAGAUGAGGAAAGCGAUGGACCAAGAAGCAUCCAGUAAGAAGUACCCAGUAAGGUGCAUGUAAAUGUUGUGAGAGGUCCAUGGGCAGAACUGAGCUAGGGGACUCCUGGGAGACAGAUGAUCUACGUGCGGUUUCGCUAUUUGAUGGAAACCAUGGAUUUCUACAAGGCCGAAUUUUUUUCAUUCCUAAUUUUAUGAUCUGCUUUUUAACUAUAAUUUACACUUUACAGUCUGAUCUUCAUGCAAUGUAAGAUGCUUUUCGUAUCUAAUUGCCAAAUUUCCUUCAUUUUAGGUUUAGCACUUUUGUUUAGGACCUUCUUACUUACCUAAUUUAUUGCCAGAAAGUAUGGGCUCAAUACUCUGAUGAGUCCAGAAAACUACACGUUUUGUCACUAGCUGUAAUAUUAACCAGGAAGUAAACUAUUUAAAACGUUUAAAUCCUAUGCCAGUGGUUCUCCGUUCACAUGAGAAUUACUUGACGACUCAAACCUCAGAUCAACUCAGUCUGUCUCUGCAGGGGUGGGGGUGGGAGCCAGGCAUCAGCAUUUUUUUUUGAGCUCUCCAGAUGAUUCCUUUUCCAGCUAAGGUUGUGAACCACUUUUCUGUAUGUUGGAUUGCACGAUUUGAAAAUAACUGUCUCCUGGGGCUGGAUUCCAGUAUUGCCAAAACUGGCUGUCAGGCAGCAGUAGAGCCUUGCCCCUUUGUCCAACCUCAAAAUUUAGAUUUUUAUCAGUGUCCUAAGCCCUGCUGCAAGAAGUGGACACUAAAGUGACCAACAUCCACACUGUAGACUUACCCCAGCCCCCCAUAUUCUCUAAGAAUGCUGCCUUGUCCCCCUCUCAGUAAAUAGGGUUACCUACCUCAAGAGGAACAACCAAGGGGGUGUUUGUAAAAGCAAAUCCACUGUUUUGGGGGAGUGAUUUAUUUUUUGACUGGAAAACUUGUACCAUUGGCUGCUCUUUCUACCCCCUUGUUAAAUCUGCAUUCUAGUUCUAAAUUUCUCUACAGUUUGCAUGGCUGAAGAUUUCACAGUGUUGACUUUUAUGUUCAUGCUACUGUAUUUUUAAAAAUUGUUUUCCCAACAUUUUUUCAAGAAUUCACUGUUUGGAAAUCUAAGCUUUAAUAAAAUUCAAAGCAUAACAUCUUGUAUGUAUUUUGACAGUGAUACUUUAAAAUGCAUCACUUACUAAGUAAUCACAUUACUAAGUAGUUAGUAAAUAUAUAAUGUUGAGUUUUCAGUUUUCUCUAAAUGAAUUCAUUCUCAAAAUGUGAUCUGGUUAUCUGCUUGCUGAGGUACUGUGUUUUUCAAGUUAAAGCCUUGGAAUGUUAUGAUACAGUUCUUAUGUAUGGGUUUGCUCUCCGGAUCCCUUUUUAGCUUCUUAGAAUUUGAUUACAACUUCUUUUUAAGCUAUACCAGUGGAGGGCAAAUAAAGAAUAUCCUCAAACCUAAAGCAAUCCUGAGUCUCCUAAAUGUGUGUUUAGAGCAAAGUGCUGAUCAAUAGGAUGUUUUAAAUCGCAAAGAGAAAAUCUCUUGCAGUCUCUAGGUUCUAACACCCUGAAAAAGCAGUGUGUAUGUGGUCAACAUUUUAUCUGCAGAGAUAACUUAGCACUUACCAUUUUUUAAAUUAAUAGAGAAUCAGGAGUUUUUUAUAUACUCCCCAACUAUGUCAGUAUCCCUUUCCUAAGCAACUACUGACACUUUCCAGCACCACUAAAUUUGUCAAGGAAACUUCUCCUAUGCCAAACUGAAGCUGGCAAAGUAAUGAGACGUUAGGGUGGCCACAGGACAGUCUUUGAAUAAUAAAAGCUUUCUUUUUAUAUAAACAAAGGGGUCAGUAUAGAAAGUAUGCUGGGGUUAUCUCAAACUGAACUUUUGGCUUUCAAUUCAAACUGGGCCAAAUGUUCCAUUUAUUUAAAACUAAAGGAAUUUGUUGUGGAUGAGAACUUCCUGGCUUACUUUAAGUUGGAACAAUCCUCUGCCUUAAACACUGGUGUUUCCACAUAGCUAGUGUGGAAGAGGAAGUAUUUAAGUUUUGCACAACU